AUACAAAAUCGUAGUGAUCGGUACUACACCGGUCAUGAAUAAUGUUCUUGUUGUUUGAAUAUGUGUCUUAAUCUAUGUUCACUUGACACUUUAAUCCAUUUGCUCGUAAACACCAUUAUUUGUGAUCGUACCUUAGCAUAAGAUCAACUCUCGAUCGCAACAUAGCGAACACCGCGGAGAGAGUUCACAUAAUAGUUUAGGUUAGCCAUUUUUAGUUAGACAGAAUAGAAAGUAAAGUUGAAUUGAACGCACGGGUUUUAAUUCGUUCCCAAUAAAUUGGCAAUAAAGUCCAACUAAGCGACUUUCCUAUUACAAAUUCAUCCGAAAUCAGGCGAGUUAAGUGUUGGCUAAGAAAGCGCAAUCGAAUCGCGCAGUGGCACUCCGUACAACAAACACCGAAAGUGUAAACUAAAUCUCCCCCCGAGCGGGCGAUCAGCUGUUGUGCAGAAGAAUUGACGACUUACCUGGAGUUUCUGCUGCUGGUGGAUGCCGUCGCCUUAGAGACGGGAAGAAAACCCUCGAAUUCCGAACCCCCCCAUCGGCCGAGCCAGAACAUUUGGUCCUUCGAAGCCGGAUUCGAGGACAGGAAGCUCAUCUGGACCAGCAGAGGAAUCAGCAUUCGCCAUCUUCCGAACGCCAUCGCAGUUGUGGUUUGUAGAAAUCCUCACACUCAAGGUAGGCCAACUUGUGAUUUUCACACCGCGGACAAACUAUUACGGCCUAAUAAUACACUUGGCCAGCGAAAAUUGCACCGAUUUUUCUAUUUCAAUCUGUUUGAUACGGCACUUGCAAUUAGAUUCGGUGAUUUGUGGAAUCAAAACAAACGACAAGAUUACACUGGUCGACAAAAUUUUGCAGUUUUACACUGUCACGCAAAAGUUUUGCAACAAGGAAAAAUCAGAUAACUUUUUUAACGAAAUUGCAUUUUGUGGUUAAAAGUUGGUUCAAAGCGGAAGUGCAAGUGCAUUUAGGGUGGUGCACUCUACAGUGUCGUUCAAAAAUACAUCGACACUUGAAAAAUUAAAAGUUUUUGAACAAAUUGGAAUUCACUUCCAGUGGUCACUGAGACACUGAAACAUUGCUGAGACGCGUUGGGGCAAGUUGCUAGACAACAGUAUCGUACAAAAGUAUAGCGACACUUUAAAAAAUUGGAGUUUUGGAAAAAAAUUCAAAUCGCUUUCGGAGUUCAUUUUGUGGCGAUUUUAACAUUUCUGGGUGGCGUUAAUACAAGUUGCUGACUACAGUAACGCCCAAAAGGAUAGCAACUCAUACGAAAUAAAAAUAAAUUGAAAAUAUUUAUUUAUAAAAAAUCAUCCGAAAGUCAAUCAUUGGUGGCAUUUACGGUCGUUUGGUGCUUUUGAGUGUGAUUUGAGUGGUGUUGAGUGAUGGCUAGCAAGGCGGAGAAAAAACUAGCAGCGGACCUUCUGACGAGACGACGAGCGUGUGCCGAACGAGAUGUGGUGGAGAAGUUCGUAGCGGAUUUCACCUACGAACGAGAUUGUUGCCAGGUUGCGGUACGUUUAGAGGCGCUCAACAAGUGCAACGAGUUGUUCAUGAACGUGCAGAAUGACAUCGAAAUGGGCGAUAGCGAAGAACGGUUCGAGGCGCAUCUGGAGUUCCGGGCGGAUUUCGAGGAUCGGUUUUGCAGAGCGAAAGGUUUUUUGCUGUCUAAACUGGAAAGCAGGGAGCAUCUUCUGAGUUCGACGAUCAUGCACGCAUCGACUUCUCAUAGCAUGUCUUCCAGUUUCCAUCAUCGGCUGCCAAAAAUCGAUCUACCGAAGUUUAGCGGGGAUGAAUCGCGAUGGAUAUCAUUUCGCGACAAUUUCAUUUCGAUGAUCCACUGCAACGAAGACAUACCAAUCGUCAACAAGCUGCAGUAUCUGUUGCAGUCACUGGAAGGAGAGGCCAGAAAACCGUUCGAGUCUGUGGAUAUCCAAGCCGAUAACUAUGCGUCGACGUGGGACGCAUUGAAAAAGCGCUACGACAACAAGCGAUUCCUCAGAAAGGAGCUGUUCCGAGGCCUGUACAACCUUCCACCGAUACAGCAUGAGUCCGCACAAGACCUCAACACACUGGUUGAUGAUUUCCAGCGACACGUCAAGGCACUGGGGAAGUUAGGUGAACCGAUAGAUCAUUGGGAUACUCCGCUCAUCUUCAUCCUGACGAAUAAAUUGGAUUCGGCGACGAUUCGUGCGUGGGAGCAAGAUACUCGACAGAAGGAUGAGGUGAAAUACGACGAGCUCAUCGAGUUCCUCAUCCACCAGGUCCGGAUGUUAAAAUCCGUGGACAGCGAUCUCCAGCAUCGUUCCUCACUGCCCACCGUUUCCAAGGUGGCCGGUCAAAUCCCGAAGAGACCAGUUCCCAUCCGAUCUGUUGUGAACACAGCUACGUCCGAAACUCAAUCCAGUACUUCGUCAUGCCACUGUUGUUUUAGGACACAUCCGCUUUACCAAUGUCCAGCAUUUUCGAACCUGUCAAGCUCCCAACGGCGAGAGCUUGUGACACAGCACAGUCUUUGCUGGAAUUGCUUUCGCGCAAACCACCGGGCAACAUCCUGCAAAUCCAAGUUUCUGUGCAGGAUUUGUCAAGCAAAACACCACACCAUGUUGCACGACCACCACAUAUCACAUCUGGAGCAACUCUCUACUGAGGAACCACAUCCCGUACAAGCGAAUCCAGGCCCCAGUAAAUUGCUUAGCCCCCCAACAGUAAAUCUUUCCGUGCAUUCAGAUUCAACGGUUCUAUUGGAGACAGUUACGCUGUUAGUUGUCGACCGAUACGGUAGAAAGAUUCCUGCUAGAGCUCUGCUAGAUUCUGCAGCGAUGUCCAACUUCAUCACCAAGAAGCUGGCGAACGAACUCGCCACCCGCCAAAGCCCCGUGGACAUCGCAGUUGCCGGAAUUGGAGAGUCAGUGAAGCGCAUCAAGCACAAGUUAGCUGCCAAGAUCGUAUCCAAGAACAGCGACUUCUCCACCACACUCGAUUUCCUCGUCAUGAAGAAGCCUACUUCUUACCUUCCCACAUCCCCGAUCGAUUCAACUGCCUGGAGAAUGCCGAAGGUUCCAUUGGCGGAUCCUCAGUUCAACGUUCCAGCAACAAUCGACAUGAUCAUCGGUGGAGAAUGUUACCAUGAAUUCCACACAGGCAUACGCCACUCUCUUGGUGAUAAUUCUCCGUUUUUGGUGGACACCCUCUUCGGCUGGACAGUUUCUGGCAAAGUGGAUUCAAGCUCCACCACCGCACCGCAAGCGUGCUUCCUCUCCACCGUUGAUCAAACCCGAGAAACGAUCCCUGGGGAGUUCCGGCCAAUGGUAACCACCAACGGAAGCCCGAGAAUGGAAGCUGAACCCUCCACCACUCAAAUCCACAAAAAAGGAUGCAUCGCCCGCCAUUCCCGACCCAAUAAUCCUAAAACCACCCUUGGAGAUUCAAACACGAAGACCACACAACGAAACUCCACCAGAAAUGGACACCAUCAAACUACUGAAAGUACCGCCCAACCCAGAAAUAUGCACAACAGCGAUCCUGUUGAGGACGAACCACACUGCUAUCUGCCACAUCACCCGGUGCUCAAGGAAGCCAGCAAAACCACCAAUGAACGCGUGGUAUUCAACGCAUCAUAUGAGCCCAAUUCAGGGUACGCGCUCAACGAUACGCUGCUCGUCGGUCCCGUCGCUCAACACAGCCUGCUGUCCAGUACUCCUCUAAGCGCAUCCAAGGUCAUCGGUGAAGGAGAAGGCGCUGCCUGUGGAUCCUGCUGCUACGUUGUUCCUUUGGCCAAGCAGCCCACUGUUACCGUUAUGGAGUAUUGUGCACCUGUUCUGCCAACAGCACCGUUCCGGAUACCCCAACGCUCAAAGUCGCCACCUCAUCGUUGGAGAACUGUCGCUGCUAAACGUGCAACUGCUAUCCAGAUUGGUACAGACGGGCCCAGUUGGAGACUCAUUCCGGGAGUGCACAAUGCAGUCAGCGAAUUCUCCAGAAACCUACAGCCGUCCGACUUACCUGCAUGGUGUUACGAUCCGUCGUCGCAAAAAUACCGGCCCUGUUCUGUCCCCUUGCGGCCACUAGAUCGCCUUGCACAGCUUCAUCCAGGUCGAGAUGGAGUCGUUCCGGUUUUAGGACUAGAGACAGCCCUGCGAGAUGGUUGUCAAAACCACCGACGACCAGAAAAGGCUACAAAGACCGGUAGAGCACGCCGAACGUGCUCAACGCGCUAAUGGAGCGCUAACAGGUGAUUAGCGUUCCAAGUUGUCACAUUUUCUUGUUCGAUCUACCGGUUCUUUGUCGAUUGCAGAUCCUAUCCUACACUAUCACUACAUCGUCACUACGUAUUCAUCGCCAUUUACCAAGCCACAACGCAGAAUCUUCUAAGACCGGUAGAGCACGCCGAACGUUGCUCAACGCGCUAAUGGAGCGCUAACAGGUGAUUAGCGUUCCUAUUACUUUCUCCAUAUCGUUCGGUCUACCGGGUCUUUUUCGAUUCCAGAUCUCCCGUUGUCGUACAUCGUAGCAGAAUCUCAUCGUCCACCUCCUAUAACGACCAAAUCCAUCUACAGCGACAGCAGAGUCUCCAAAGAUCGGUAGAGCACGCCGAACGUUGCUCAACGCGCCAAAGGGGCGCUAAUAGGUGAUUAGCGUUCCUAUAAUUUUACCCUACGCCGUUCGUUCUACCGGGUCUCUUUUGUCGUCCACAGAUUCUGAACCAGUUCCGACGCUGAGACGAAGAAGGUUCCUCGAUAUGCGACAAACCAGCUGUGUCCUUGAAUCCAGUCGAAGAAGCAUGCAGAAAUUCCUCGGGAGCAGGGAGUGUUGAAACUGUAGUUUCAAGGUGGCCGGAAUGAUCGGUACUACACCGGUCAUGAAUAAUGUUCUUGUUGUUUGAAUAUGUGUCUUAAUCUAUGUUCACUUGACACUUUAAUCCAUUUGCUCGUAAACACCAUUAUUUGUGAUCGUACCUUAGCAUAAGAUCAACUCUCUCUCGCAACAUAGCGAACACCGCGGAGAGAGUUCACAUAAUAGUUUAGGUUAGCCAUUUUUAGUUAGACAGAAUAGAAAGUAAAGUUGAAUUGAACGCACGGGUUUUAAUUCGUUCCCAAUAAAUUGGCAAUAAAGUCCAACUAAGCGACUUUCCUAUUACAAAUUCAUCCGAAAUCAGGCGAGUUAAGUGUUGGCUAAGAAAGCGCAAUCGAAUCGCGCAGUGGCACUCCGUACAACAAACACCGAAAGUGUAAACUAAAUCUCCCCCCGAGCGGGCGAUCAGCUGUUGUGCAGAAGAAUUGACGACUUACCUGGAGUUUCUGCUGCUGGUGGAUGCCGUCGCCUUAGAGACGGGAAGAAAACCCUCGAAUUCCGAACCCCCCCAUCGGCCGAGCCAGAACACGUAGAAACACGAAAAAAUGACAGUUGAGCAAAACUGGCUAAAAUGGCAAAAAUGAAAAAAAAAAAAUAACGUC
Uranotaenia lowii is the source of this 5456-nucleotide messenger RNA. RefSeq lists its product as uncharacterized. Bases 1386 to 4220 code for a protein of 944 amino acids. The record is from RefSeq and is a predicted model, not a curated record. The transcript is spliced from 2 exons. NCBI's taxonomy places the organism in Eukaryota, Metazoa, Arthropoda, Insecta, Diptera, Culicidae.